This is a messenger RNA of Zonotrichia albicollis (white-throated sparrow), 954 nucleotides long. It is a transcript of the gene EMC8, whose product is annotated as ER membrane protein complex subunit 8. Lineage: Eukaryota; Metazoa; Chordata; Aves; Passeriformes; Passerellidae. The record is from RefSeq and is a predicted model, not a curated record. Gene Ontology annotation, cellular component: EMC complex.
CAUGCUGGAGGUGGCCCUGACCCUGAUUGAUUCCUGGUGCAAGGAGAACAGCUACGUGAUAGCUGGAUAUUACCAGGCGAACGAACGCGUGAAAGAUGCCAGCCCAAACCAGGUUGCAGAGAAAGUGGCCUCCCGGAUUGCCGAGGGUUUCACGGACACGGCGCUCAUCAUGGUUGACAACACCAAGUUCACCAUGGAGUGUGUGGAGCCUGCCAUCCACGUGUACGAGCUGCACGAGAACAAGUGGAGGUGCAAGGACCCCCACGUUGACUUCUGUGAAGACUGGACCGAAGCCCAGCGCAUCGCUGCCUCCCUGCUGGACAGCAAAUCCUACGAGACCCUGGUGGAUUUCGAUAAUCACCUGGACGACAUCCGCAACGACUGGACAAACCCCGAGAUCAACAAAGCUGUGCUGCACCUGUGCUAGGAGGGAUCCUCCUGACGAAUCCAUGGGCAUUCCCACUCUGUACUGAAGAGAGAAAAAAAUGCUAUUUUUGAAUGUAAAUAGAAUUCAUAUUCAGUACCUUGUGUGGAAAGCUGACUGGUUAAAGAGGAGGGGCGUGUCCGUGGCGCGGUGCUGUGUCCGUAACGCCACGGGAUGAUGGUGGUGGUGGCAUUCCCUGGAAGAGCUGCCAGCUGUCACUCCCAGCUGUCCUCGUGGACACCAUCCCACUUGUAGUGAAUGUUGCUAUUCCUUGGAAACCAGAACUGCUUCUGCUUGGCCCCCACUGUUCCUAUUCCAAAGUUUUGACUUCAGCUUUUCUAAUCUUUAGAGAGGUUACUUUUUAAUGAUUUCUGGAAAUACCUUUCCAAAAAAAAAAAAUAAUCAAUCCUGUCCUCAGGUGAGAGAUGUUAAGGGCAAAUAGAUCAAGUGGGAGGUGGUUUCUUCUGGCCUGGGUUGGAAUUGUAACUCUCUUGGCACAGUAAAAUGCAAACUGCUGAGGAUGUUCCAUG